This is a messenger RNA of Biomphalaria glabrata, 665 nucleotides long. RefSeq names its product C-type lectin domain family 4 member M-like. The record is from RefSeq and is a predicted model, not a curated record. The transcript is spliced from 3 exons. Gene Ontology annotation, molecular function: signaling receptor activity. NCBI's taxonomy places the organism in Eukaryota, Metazoa, Mollusca, Gastropoda, Planorbidae. The coding region runs from base 123 to 482 and encodes 119 amino acids.
GUAACUCGACCAACACGACCUUAAGUUCAAGUCAAGAGAUUUAUGUUUCAUGUCUUGGCAGCGACGGUUUUAUUUACAUCACCAUUGGUUCCGUUAGCGCAUGCGUGUGGGUGUCAACAAUUAUGACAGAUUAUAUCACUGCCAGAAGUAGCUGUCGAGCCAAAGAUGCUUAUCUUUACACGGUUAAAACGAUGGAGAAGCUUACAUGGCUACAGACCAAUUACUAUAAAAAGAUAUUAUGGAUCGGGUUAAAUGACAUUGAAGAAGAAGGAACAUACAGGUGGGAAGACGACAAUUCAAUCUGCAGUGGGAGUUGGAUUAAUGAGACUUUUGUUUCAGGUCAACCAAGCAAUGGCAAGUUGUACACUCCGGACGGAGAGGACUGUAUCUCCUUUUUCUACGAGGUUCCACUGCUGAAUGAUGCAUACUGUUUUCAGAAUUACUCCUACAUCUGUGAAAAACCCUUUUUUAACUUCCCGUAAACUAAACCCACAAGAGUUUACCCACUGUCAGAGUUUCCAAUUUUCUAAUACCACAUACAGGGUUAUGAAACAGUGGCCGAUUAGAUAAAAUGUCUGACAAUGAAGUUGUAAGAAAGUGGUUGUGACCAUUACCGAUCUUAUAUGUAUAUUACUAUGUAAAAUUAUGUUGUUUUUUUUCAAAAU